AUGAGUUUAAAAUUAAAUAUUCAAAGAUGAUUAUUUUCUACAAAUGCUAAGGAUAUCGCGGUUCUGUAUUUUAUUUUUGCUUUAUUUUCAGCAAUGAUUGGUACAGGAUUAUCCGCUAUAAUUAGAUUAGAAUUAGCUAACACAGGAUCACCGUUCUUACAUGGAAAUACUCAAGCAUUUAAUGUAGUGAUCACAGCUCAUGCAAUAUUAAUGAUAUUCUUCUUCGUCAUGCCAGCUUUAGUAGGAGGUUUUGGUAAAAUAAGGUUUAAAUCAGUAAUAAAUUUAACUGAAAAAAAUACAAUAGACUCAGAAUUAAAUAACAAACUAAAUGAAAAUCAAAUUAAUUAUAAUAAUUUAGGUCCAUAUUUAACUGGUUUAAUUGAAGGAAAUGGUACAAUAUCAGUAUCAAAAAAAGAAUUAGGAAAAUAUAAAUAUAAACCAAGUAUAAGUAUAGUAUUUAAUAAAAAAGAUAAACCAUUAUGUAAAUAUUUAAUAAAUUUAACUAAAUGUGGAAUAAUUAAUAAAGAAAAAGGUAAUUAUUUUAUAUGACAAAUAAAUAAAUUAAGUGAAUUUUAUAUUAUUUUAUCUUUAACUAAUGGUUAUUAUAGAACACCUAAAUAUGAAGGAUAUUUAAGGGCUAUAGAGUUUAAUAAUGAUUAUAUUAAUAAAAAUAUAAAUCAUACACAUCCUAAUACUAUAAAUAUUAUAAAUAAUAUAAAGAUAAUUAAAGCUUUACCAUUAGAUAGUUCAAAUAUUGAAUCAAAUUCUUGAUUAGCAGGAUUUACAGAUGCUGAUGGAAAUUUUUCCUUAGCUAUAGAUUCUGGUAGAUUAAGAAUAAACCCAGCUUAUAGAUUAGAAAUAAGACAAAAUUAUAAUAAUUAUGUCGAUACUCAAAAUAAAGGAUUAUAUCCUAGAGAUUAUUUUGAAAUAAUGUCAAAAAUAGGAGCUUAUUUAGAAGUAAAUUUAUAUACUAGAAGUAGAAAUAUGAAUAUAGAUAAAGAAAUAAAAACAUAUCAUUCAUAUAUUAUAAUGACUAAUAGUAUAAUAAAAAAUACUAAUGUUAUAAAAUAUUUUGAUAAAUUUCCAUUAUUAUCUAGUAAGUUCUUAGAUUAUUCUAAUUGAAAAUAUAUGGAUCAAUAUAUAAAAAUUAAUGGGCAAUGUAAAAAUACUUGAGAUUUAGGUCUAAAAUUAAAAAAAGAUUAUAAUUCAACUAGAACAACUUUUACAUGAAAACAUUUAGUUAAUAGUUAUUUAGAACAUUAA
This is a messenger RNA of Yarrowia lipolytica CLIB122, 1263 nucleotides long. NCBI's taxonomy places the organism in Eukaryota, Fungi, Ascomycota, Dipodascomycetes, Dipodascales. The record is from the annotation of a RefSeq genome assembly.